GAUGUUAGCCUAGAUAAAUCAUAGCUAGCUUAGCUUUGUUGGGCUCACUCGCGCUAUUUUUUAAUGCUGUUUUAUUUUCUGGAUUUACAUGAUUGUAGUAUUAACUUUCAACAUUUAUGCAACAUAUGCUUCCAAUUUAUUAAUGCUUUAUGACUGGUUGUUUUAAAGAUAUAAACUUAAAGUCGGAUAGCUAUCGCUAGCUAAAUAACGUUUUUUUUUUUUUUUUUCUGCUAGCAGGUUAAUUAUGUUUUGCAGAGAACUGCUGUAUUUCGUUAUCAGUUUGUAAGCAUGUGAAGGAAUCAGAUGUUUUACACUGCACUCCUGAAUUCCUGGUUUGUUUUUGUUUAUUUGACCAAUCAAAUAAAAAAAAUUUGAUUAAUGACAUGUCGGCGCAAAAGGACUGUGAGUUUUUGGUUAAAAGAGCCCGAGAGUUGGUUUCUGAUGAUCCCUGCGCCGCCAAAGCCUGGCUAAUAACAGCCAGAACCCUUUACCCAACAGAUUUCAACAUACAGUAUGAAAUGUACAUCAUUGAACGCAAUGCAGAGAGGACAGCUUCGGCUGGGAGACUGCUGUAUGACAUGUUCAUAAACUUUCCAGAUCAGCCGAUUGUGUGGCGUGAGAUCAGUGUCAUCACAGCUGCCCUCCGCAGUGACUCCCAGGACAAACAUGCACAGUUUCUAAGAGCUCUCUUUGAGACGCUGCCUGGCCGUGUCCAGUGUGAGAUGCUGCUGAAAGCCACAGAGCAGUGUUUCAAUACCUUGGAGAAGGCAGAGAUGCUGCUGCUCCUGCUGAAGCGUUUUCCAGAGUCUGUUGUCCAGCAUGGGGUUAAUUUAGGAGAAACCUUGCUGGAGGCCGAGAUAUCAGAAAAUGUGGACUCUCCUGUCAACUGCUUCAGAAAACUUUUUGUGUGUGACGUCCUUCCUUUGGUCAUAAACAACAUGGACAUGCGCCUGCCUGCAAGCCUCAUGCAGAAAUAUAUACUGAAAGCAGCUGAAUUCUACAUCGGCUAUGUUACCCGUGGACCUUCAGCUGAUGUGCAGAUACAAAGUAGCCAAGAUGGUGUGACUCUAAAGUCACCUGGAGUGUCUCGUGGCUCCCAGCGAUUUGUGAUUGAUGGCCUGUCGGAAAAAUCAUCAGUAGUAGCAGAACCUUGGGAGAGGCUGCUCGACAUCCUCACUGUCAUCGGUGCUCGCUGCGAGUGGCAGGGAGACAAAGGACAGAGGAGUUACAUUGACAUGCUGCAAAGAGUAAAAGAGCUGUGUCGCUAUCUGCCUGGUCUUGAGGGGGAAACCCGGUCCCGCUACUGCAGUCAGGUGGUCACUUGUGCUGCACUCGUCCUCUUCCGCAGUGCCUUCCUCUACGUCUCAGCUGUUCAGCCGUCACUGUUCCAGGGUGUCGGUGCAAUGACUUCAGGGCCUUGGAUCCUGGUGGAGGAUUUGAGUUCGGUUUACAAUGAUGUGGAGAUGGACAGAGCAGUGUUGAAGCAUGCGCAUAAGAAACGCAAACUGGCUGACGGGAGAGAGAAAACAAUGAGCUCCGAUGAUGAAGAAGGUUUGGGGAAAGGCCGCGGCCGUCAUAUUCUGGUCAACAAGACGGAGAUGCCCAACUGGUUAGAGACAUUGGAGAGCUUCCGGACAGCGAGGGAAAGUUGGGACCUCCUGCACUCUCAUGAUUGUCUGGAAACUGAGUUCAAGAAGAUCUGUGCUGCAUGGAAGACCGAAAGCUGGCUCUGGUUUAGAAUUUUUCUCACUGACAUGAUUAUAUACCAGGGCCACUAUCGUAAGGCUCUCUCCAGCCUGCAUCAGAUGGCUGCCAUGCAGCAGCCUCAGCCUGCACAGCAGAGCCCCACAGGCCAGGCCAGUCUGGAGCACCACAGGGCCCUCAUACAGCAGGCAUCCUGCCACUACGCACUGGGAGAGUACAGGAUGGCCUGUGAGAAGCUUCUAGACGUGGUGAGCGGACUGGUUCCCCCAAACCAAGAACUGACCAAAGCAACAGAAGAUCAGAGCAGAAUCAAAUCCAAGACCAGGAAAGGUAACGACCUGAGGUUGCUUCCUUGCACAUCUAGAGCUGUGUUACCUUUCUGUCUCCAGCUGAUGCUUGCUUGCUUUAAGCUCAGAGCAUUCACGGACAGCCGUGACGACCUGUCUCUGGGCCAUGUGGUGGUGCUGCUGCAGCAUGACUGGCCGCAGGGAGAGAUGCUGUUUUUAAAGGCCGUAGAUAAAAUCUGUCAGCAAGGCAGUUUCCAGUAUGAGAACUUCUUCAACUAUGUCACCAACAUCGACAUGCUGGAGGAGUUUGCAUACUUACGGACUCCAGAAGGAGGGAGAAUUCAGCUGGAGCUGCUUCCUAAUCAGGGAAUGCUGAUUAAGAACCCUAGCCCCGCCCUGGGGGUGGAGCUAAAUACCCUUCUGCUCCAAGGGGUGCAGACAAUGGACAGACACCACACUGUGACCCGAGGGAUUACCAAAGGAGUGAAGGAGGAUUUUCGCCUGGCCAUGGAGAGGCAGGUGUCACGUUGUGGAGAAAAUCUGUUCAGUGUGCUUCACCGUUUCUGCAUUAAUGAAAAAAUAAUCAUUAUCCAGUCCCUUCCUUAACACCUGACCUGAAUGUUUUCAUUUGUACAAAUUUAGUGCAGUUGGAAUUAUUUUUUUAACUCAAAAAGCUGAACAUCUCUCUUCUCACAGUCAGUUUGGGAUAACACCGUCUGUUCUUCUGUCAUUGUCAUAGAACUGUAACCUUGUCAUAUUUGUGUAGGUGUUAAUGUUGAUUAAGGACUCAAGUGCUUUUUGAUACUCUUUAUUGUUUUGCUACAGUCUUGUUUAUAUUGUAUGUUUAUAUUGAUGUUUACAUUAAAUGUCAUCUGACUGGUUUAAAAAUGAA
Messenger RNA from Girardinichthys multiradiatus, 2883 nucleotides. RefSeq names its product integrator complex subunit 10 (gene ints10). Gene Ontology annotation, biological process: snRNA processing. The transcript is spliced from 18 exons. Gene Ontology annotation, cellular component: integrator complex. NCBI's taxonomy places the organism in Eukaryota, Metazoa, Chordata, Actinopteri, Cyprinodontiformes, Goodeidae. The record is from RefSeq and is a predicted model, not a curated record. Bases 384 to 2597 code for a protein of 737 amino acids.